Molecule: messenger RNA, 342 nt
Organism: Dovyalis caffra
Lineage: Eukaryota; Viridiplantae; Streptophyta; Magnoliopsida; Malpighiales; Salicaceae
Source: the annotation of a GenBank genome assembly
CCACAUAUAUGCUUUGAUUGGAUGAGGCUGAGUCUGUCUUCUGUGGUGUUUUUGUGUAGAAUGGAUAGUCAAAUUAAGCAUGCUGUUGUGGUGAAAAUUAUGGGAAGGACUGGAUCGCGAGGACAGGUUACUCAGGUUAGAGUCAAGUUUAUUGAUGACCAGAACCGAUUCAUCAUGAGGAACGUCAAGGGACCAGUCAGAGAAGGUGACAUCCUUACAUUGCUCGAAUGCAUGUUCUCAACUGUUGGAUUAAAGGACUCCAAUGAGGCUGAACUUUUGGCAAGCAAGAAAGUUCGGCAACUGUAUACAGCAGAGGAAUAUUCAACAGUUGCUCCUGCAUAA